AUGGCGGGUCAUGGGGACAACACAGAUGACUUCAAUCUAGAAGAUGCCCUGUUUGACCUCAGCACCAAGCGACGCUUUGAUUUGGCUGAUUACUUUGACACACCUCUGGAGACUACAACCAAACCAGCCAAGCCAACUCCAAAGCCCUACCCCAGGCCAGGGAAGCCAGACAACAGCUUUUGGGAUGUCAUUCAUACCACCACAACCAAGCAGCCAAAAACUACGAGGGCCCCUCCUAAGCAUAACCCAGGAAAGAAUCCUAUGGAUUUUGACUUGGCUGAUGCCCUUGAUGAUAAGAACGAUGGGAAAGAUGCUGGGAGGCCAAACAUAAGGCCAGGUGAAGGAUUUUCAGACGAUGACCUGGCCAGCAUUGUGGAUGGUGGCUACAGCCCAGACAAGAAGAAGGGUGCUGAGGGCAACACUGACAACAGCUACAGUGUGGCAGAGACAGGGACUAUCGCCGGCAUCGCCAGCGGCCUGGCCAUGGCACUCAUCGGGGCUGUCUCCAGCUACAUCUCCUACCAGCAAAAGAAGUUCUGCUUCAGCAUCCAGCAGGGACUCAACACGGAAUAUGUGAAAGGAGAAAACAUGGAAGCUGUCGUCAGCGAGGAGCCCCAAGUUAAAUAUUCAGUCCUGGAGACACAGUCAGCAGAACCGCCAAAACAGGACAGUGCGAAGAUAUAA
This is a messenger RNA of Acanthisitta chloris (rifleman), 684 nucleotides long. RefSeq names its product CD99 molecule-like 2 (gene CD99L2). Lineage: Eukaryota; Metazoa; Chordata; Aves; Passeriformes; Acanthisittidae. The record is from RefSeq and is a predicted model, not a curated record. The transcript is spliced from 10 exons. The coding region runs from base 1 to 684 and encodes 227 amino acids.